This is a messenger RNA of Cricetulus griseus (Chinese hamster), 1047 nucleotides long. The record is from RefSeq and is a predicted model, not a curated record. NCBI's taxonomy places the organism in Eukaryota, Metazoa, Chordata, Mammalia, Rodentia, Cricetidae.
AUGACAAGCCGAGCCCGAACCCCAGCCCAUGGUCAGGCCCGUGGUCAGGAGACGGUACAGCAUGCUGGGGCUGCUGCGAGCCAGCAGCCUGGAUACAUCCCACCGAGACCUCAGCAGUCACCCGCAGAGGGGGACUUGGUUGGCCGAGGACGACAGAGAGGAAUGGUAGUGGGAGCCACGUCCAAAUCACAAGAACUGCAGAUCUCAGCUGGCUUUCAGGAGCUGUCAUUGGCAGAGAGAGGUGGGCGUCGCCGAGACUUCCAUGACCUUGGUGUGAACACCAGACAGAACCUUGACCAUGUCAAAGAGUCGAAGACAGGCUCCUCGGGCAUCAUCGUGAAGCUAAGCACCAACCACUUCCGGCUGACCUCACGCCCGCAGUGGGCCCUGUACCAGUACCACAUCGACUAUAAUCCCCUGAUGGAGGCCCGCAGGCUGCGCUCUGCACUGCUGUUCCAGCAUGAAGACCUUAUUGGAAGGUGUCAUGCGUUCGAUGGGACAAUACUGUUUUUACCUAAGAGACUACAGCACAAGGUCACGGAAGUUUUCAGCCAGACUCGGAAUGGGGAGCAUGUGAGGAUUACCAUCACCCUGACCAACGAGCUGCCGCCCACCUCGCCCACCUGCCUGCAAUUCUAUAACAUCAUCUUCAGAAGGCUCUUGAAAAUCAUGAAUUUGCAACAAAUUGGACGGAAUUAUUACAACCCAAGUGACCCAAUUGAUAUUCCAAAUCACAGGUUGGUGAUCUGGCCUGGCUUCACGACUUCCAUCCUUCAGUAUGAGAACAACAUCAUGCUCUGCACGGACGUCAGCCACAAGGUCCUCCGCAGUGAGACCGUUCUGGACUUCAUGUUCAACCUGUACCAGCAGACAGAGGAGCACAAGUUCCAGGAACAAGUGUCAAAGGAGCUUAUAGGUCUAAUUGUCCUCACCAAGUACAACAACAAGACUUACAGGGUGGAUGACAUUGACUGGGAUCAGAAUCCAAAGAGCACCUUCAAGAAGGCAGACGGCUCAGAGGUCAGCUUCCUGGAGUACUAUAGGAAG